CCCGCUAAAAACCUUUUUAUCGCAUCUCUCAACUGCUAAAAGAAACCGUGUUUUUCCCCUCUUAGCAACAGCUAAAUCAGAUCUAAUCCUAACCUUUCAGCUAAUUGUAUGCUGUCAAUUCUUCAAAUUUUUAUGGAUUAUCACUUAUCAGAUCUUUAUACCAUCAUAUAGUUCAUUAGUUAAGAUCGAUUUAUUCAACUGUUUUUUAUUUUCGGAAAAAUGGGUAAUGCACACUACGUGUUCGACGAAAUGUCUGACUGAGUCCGAGAUAUAUUCUCCACUCUCUAGUACUCCCCUCCUGGUGAAAUGAAAUUUGACCCCAAUAAAAGUUAUUCUCAUUCAAGUCAACGGAAAGCAGCAUGUGGUAUUGCUCCUGCUGUUUCUAUUCUGUGGUUCCGUUGCGACUUUCACACUUGCCGAAUGCACAACUUUGACUAACGACAUUGUCAAUUAUCAAUCAUUGAAUCUUAUAUGAGGUUGAUAUUAUGAAAAUACAUAUUAAGACAAAUCUAACAACAUGUUUGUGAAUAGUGCAAAAGUCAAAGAAACAUGGUAAGUCAAAGAGUUGCGCGCAUUAUAUCAGCAACUCUGAUUGGCUUUCAUUCAACACAAUUCUUUUUUCUUUCCCCCUUAUCAAACUACAUCAUGGCUGAAAGCUUCAUUGUUGAAGCAACUAUGGCGGUCCUCACAACAGUGCUGGGCCGCACAGCUGGAGAGGUCAAGCUUUCAUGGAGGUCCAAAUAUGAUAUUAAAGAGCUUGAGAAAAAGCUGAUUAGGAUCCGUAUGCUCUUAAGUGUUGCUGCUGAUAAGAGAAUUAAUAAUCCUUUAGUUGAUGAUUGGCUUAGUAAAGUGAAAAAUGUUGCUUAUGAAGGUGAUGACUUGCUUGAUGAGCUUGCAUACGAAGCUCUUAAGCGAAGAUUGAAGUUUGCAAAUCAGUCUCAGUAUAAGAAAAAGCUUCGGCUUUUUUUCAAUGUAAGUAGUAAUCCGAUUGUGUUCCGCUUUCAAAUGGGUCAUAAAGUGCAUAACUUAAUGGUCAGUAUAGAAGAUGUUUUUAAAGAUGCUCAAGUGCUUGGCAUUAAACCAGUUGACUUAGCAGAAGGUCCCGGCAAAAGAGUUCCUGAAUUGGAAGAUGUACAACUUCAGGUCCAGCGGGAAUUAGUCACUAGUCGGGGACUCAUUGGAAGGGAUCAAGACGAAGCCAAUAUCGUGAGGAUGUUGUGUAACCCUGGGAAUGCUGACAGAAAUCUUAAUGUGGUUAGCAUUGUUGGAAUGGCAGGUCUUGGAAAGACAGCUUUGGCAAAGCGAGUUUCUGACAGCAAUGAGAUAAGAUAUCACUUCCAGAGAAUAAUAUGGAUAUGUGUUUCACAUGAUUUCAAUCUCAAGUUAGUCUUGAUUGAUUUAGCUGAAAUUAUCAGUGGGUAUCAAUGUAACGGGAGCAAUUAUCAAAAAAUGCUGCUAGAAUUGAGUGAUAAAAGGUAUCUACUUGUGCUGGAUGAUGUUUGGGAUACUAUGUAUAACGUUUGGGAGUCAUUUACUAGUGAACUGUUAAAUAUCCAUGCUUCCAGAGGAAGUGCGAUUUUGGUGACUACACGUAGUUAUCAAGUAGCAAGAUCUCUAGAGACCUGCAGUUACAAUGAGGACUUGGCUACAGAAUUUCCUCAAGUUUAUCAACUGGAGGGCCUGAAUUUUCAAGAUAGCUGGGUGUUGUUCCAGCAAAAAGUACGCGUAAUCCAAACUCCUGGUUCUGAACUAGAGGCUAUAGCGAAAAGUAUGGUUAGAAAGUGUGGAGGUCUUCCGUUAGCGAUAAGGGUCCUUUCGGAUUUGUUAAGGUCUAAGAAUACUAUGAAGGAUUGGAGGGAGAUUAGAAAUAGUGCAAUAUGGAACUCAAAUAUCAACAAUGGUAUCUUACCUUCGUUAAAGUUGAGUUUCAAUUAUUUACCGUCUGCAAGUUUGAAAAAGUGUUUUGCAUACUGUGCAAUUUUUCCUGAAGAUGCCACCAUCAGGAGGGAAACACUGAUUCAACUUUGGAUGGCUCAAGGAUUUUUGCAUCCAGAAGGAGGUAGGAGUAUUAGUCCCCAUAAAAAAAUGGAGAUCAUUGGAAAUGAAUAUUUUGAUACUUUAGUUAACAAUUUCUUUUUUCAAGAUGUGAAGUUGGAUGAUUGGGGUAAUGUCAAAGAAUGCAAGAUGCAUGAUGCUGUUCGUGUUCUUGCAAUAGCGGUGUGGAGACAAGAAUGGGUGACUCUAAGAGAAGGUAUUGAUUUGAAUGCUAUUGGCUCUAAUAUUCGCCAUUUAUCUUUGUUAACUCCAUAUUAUCAUCCUACGCAAGAACAUAUGAAGCACUUACGAACGUUAGCAUCUGAAAAUUUCAAAAGUGGUGUGCCUCAAACUCUACUGGUGCAUGCAAAGUGCUUGCGAGUCUUGAGUUUAGUACAUUGCAACCUAAAAGAUCUGCCUGACUCAAUUAGUCUCCUGAAACUUCUAAAGUACCUAGAUAUAUCAGAAAAUUGCAUUACAUUGAUACGUAAAGGAUUAGUUAACAGGCUUUAUCAUUUGCAAACCUUGAGGCUUCAUUGCAUGAGAUUAGGAUCAACAUUUCCUACAUUACCAAAAGAGUUGAGUAGAUUAAUCAAUUUGACGUAUGUUUGUAGUCAUAAAUCUUCUUCAAUGGGUGACUUUCUCAAAAUACCCUUAGUGAGCUGUCUAGAGAACCCAACCCUGGUUAGCGGUCACAGUUGGGGUGGGACAAUAAGUGACCUAGAGCCCUUGAAUAAUCUUUGCGGAAGCUUAGCUUUGUGGCAACUUGAGCUAGUCACAAGUCGAGAAACAGCAAGAAAGGCAAAUCUAUGCAGCAAGGGGAAUCUAAAGUGUUUGGACCUGGCAUGGUCAUACUCUAACCGUGCUACAAACAAUAUAAACAUCUGUGAAGAAGUGCUAGAAGAGUUGCGGCCUCAUGAAAAUAUAGAAGCUCUUAACAUUUGGUAUUACAAAGGCGCGAACUUUCCUUCCUGGUCAUCAGAACUUUCUAGUCUCAUGCAGAUCAAAAUAUACUACUCUCGGAAUCUCAGGUGGUUGUCGCCAUUUUCUGUACUACCUUCUCUUAAGGUGCUGGUAGUGUGGGGUUGUGAUAGCCUUACAACUUUCCCACAUUUGAAUGGCCUUAACUUUCUUGAGAAAUUGCAGAUUGGGAGAUGUCCGAGUUUAAUAUGUCUUCCAGAUGUGAAGGAUUUGACUAAACUUCACACAUUGGAGAUACAUAACUGUGGGAAGAUCACUACAUUGCCAAAAGGUUUAUCUGUCCUUUCUAAUCUCACACAUAUGGACAUUGGUCUGCUGAGUCAAGAUCUUCAUUAUUUCCCUUUCCCUGCAGAUAUCACUGCCUCUUGUCCCCUUGCUAAAUCGCUUCGAAAACUGCGGUUGGUAGGGUGGCCAAAUCUGGGCAAUUUGCCUGACCAGCUUGUACAUUUUACUGAGUUGCAAACUUUAAGUAUUGCUAAUUUUGCAGCCUUGGAAUAUCUACCUAAUUGGCUGGGAAUCCUCAAUUCCCUGGAGAUAGUUCAGCUUGAGAAUAUGGUUAACUUAAAACGUGUGCCUUCCAGAUAUUAUAUGCGGCCUGCUACUAGAUUUCGUGGCUUUUGGUUUCAGCCUUUCCAUUGUCCUUACUUGGUAUGAGGCAUGGAAGGGGAAAUAUCCAAACAUAGUUUUUUGUUGCUCUUUUUAUUAAGUUGUUGCUCACUUAAUUGACUAUUUCAUCAAGGUAUAUUGAUGAAGAAAGAAAGUGAAAGACUUGGGUUGCAACUGUAUAUGAUAUGUCUUGAAUAAUUACUCCCUCCAUCUCAAAAUAUGUUAUGUCGUUUUUCAAGACACAUUUUUGUUAACCAAUAUCUUUAGAUAUGUAUUAAUAUACAUUUUAAUUGAAGUUUACAUUGAUAAAAGGAGUCAUAGCUGACCAGUUGUAUUACUUCGAUUCUAUAACGAAAGAAGUGGGUAAGAG
This is a messenger RNA of Beta vulgaris subsp. vulgaris (sugar beet), 3991 nucleotides long. Its product is annotated as putative disease resistance protein RGA1. The transcript has 2 exons. Bases 550 to 3669 code for a protein of 1039 amino acids. NCBI's taxonomy places the organism in Eukaryota, Viridiplantae, Streptophyta, Magnoliopsida, Caryophyllales, Amaranthaceae. The record is from RefSeq and is a predicted model, not a curated record. Gene Ontology annotation, biological process: defense response to other organism. Gene Ontology annotation, molecular function: protein binding; ADP binding.